Messenger RNA from Apiotrichum porosum, 702 nucleotides. RefSeq lists its product as uncharacterized. Lineage: Eukaryota; Fungi; Basidiomycota; Tremellomycetes; Trichosporonales; Trichosporonaceae. The coding region runs from base 1 to 702 and encodes 233 amino acids. The record is from RefSeq and is a predicted model, not a curated record. The transcript has 3 exons.
AUGCCUCUCUGGUCUGCCGCGGCGCUGGGCCUUGUUAUUGCAGAGAUCGUCUACGGUCAACAGUUGACGCUCAAUUCCCCGUUCGUCCUCGGCGUCGUCGACAAUCACGCCACCGUCGUCAACUACGAUCUUACGACCGGCGCUGUCGCCGGAAUCGCCUGCGGGGCCGUCGUCGGUGCCAUUGCCAUCUUUACGCUCAUCAUCUACUUUUGCUGCCGGCGCCGUCUGGGCAACUUUCUGGCCGAAAAGGAAUACCGGCGCCACCGCGAAGAAUCUCAGGUCACUGGUGUCGAUCUCAUUUCGCCGUACGCAGACCUGCUGGUCAGCCGCACAACUGAUCCCGAACCCAUUACGUCCCCGUCAAUGAGCCAAAUCACGGCAAACACACCGACAGUCACUACGAGGGACAAGCAUGGGGUCGUGACCGACUACAUGGAGGGACUUCACCGCGAAGAGUCAGGCACACAGACGGAUAGCGGGAUAGCCACUUCGUCCGGUGGAACCGCUAUCAGUGAGUCGCACCAAGCCUCCUCAUCCCAGUCACGGAAGAUUGGCCCCGAGUCCACCACCAGCAUUUCGGUUCCGGUCGCGGCACCUUCGCAGAGCGGCGAGGUCCUCCAGCACCACGAUGGAGGACGACUGGCAGUAGCCUCGCAGGAGGAGGUCCCACCGCAGUACGACGAGCAGUGGCGUGACGACUGA